AAGCGUUCUAGGCAUAUGGGAAUUUCAAAAUAUGCUCUAUAGUUCAAUCUUCUUAAACCACGAUAAUUCUUUUAAUUUGAAUGAAACAAAUGAUCUACCUUUACCAGAAUCACAAUAUGUGUUAGUCAAUCAUAGUAACCAAAUAGAACCUGAAGAUGAUGGAUCUGAAGCUACCACCAAUUCUGAUAAUACUGGAGUUGUUAUACGGCCAAUUAUUUCUGGUGCUAGCUUUCUUUCUUGGAUGUCACUUGAAAAAAGUAUUGAACAUUAUGGAAAGAAAAAUGGGUUUAAACCAAUAAAAGGAUGGAAAAAUAUGGGCGAUAAAACUGGAAAUAGAGAUUCAAACCCAAAACAUA
This is a messenger RNA of Racocetra fulgida, 356 nucleotides long. The record is from the annotation of a GenBank genome assembly. NCBI's taxonomy places the organism in Eukaryota, Fungi, Glomeromycota, Glomeromycetes, Diversisporales, Gigasporaceae.